AUGCCAUCAUCAUCUGAGGCCAUUGAGGCGCUUAAUGCCGCCAUCACGAAUGCGCUGAUUCUCAUCGACAAACUCCAGACUGUUGUAUCCCAGGUCACUUCUCAGGGCAGCGUCGAAAAUGGCAGGGUGGACGGCCGGACUACACAACAGCUUUCAGCAGACAGUUCAUCGCUUGACGCACUGACCGUCGCCCACGACUCUGCAUCGUUAAUCAAAGCCCAUGCCACCAAGAUCUCGCUUCUCAUUAUCAACGAGCCUUUUACUCCAACAGCUAUUACCAAAGUUCUUCAGGAUUUAGUUGCUGCUCCGUUGCCCAGCCUAGCUGCAGCUGUCGAACUUUGCUCCCCAAGCCAGUAUACACAAGCUAUCCAGUACGAUCUCGCCUGGCGUGCUGGGCGUGUGUUCAAGGAACUAUCCGUUCUUAUCUCACAAAUACCCCGAGAUGGCAAGAUCCUGCCCGAUGCUAAAAAGAAUGCUCCGCCUGGUGCCGCUGAGGGUAGGGGAAGUAUUGCUACCACUGGUAUCCUUUGGUCUGCCUGUGAGGAUGUGAUAGCCUUCGGCAAGAGGGGAUUUUCGGGAAUUCUGGUAAAAAAGGUCGAGGAACUCAGUGAGACCCUGAAGGAUGUUAUGGAGGAGCUGAAAGAGUGGGGAGAAGAAGCAGAAGAAGACAAUGAUGAUGAUAACGAUGGGCUUGCGGACAGCGACGUGGAAGGAGAUGAUGAAAAGGAUAACAGUGCGUCCAACAUGCAGGCCUUGUUGGAUGAUCUGAUGAACUCGCACAGCCGGAUUCCGCGCGAUGACCCACAUAAGAUCCGGGAAAGACUGGAAGCAUGUCUUAAAAAGCUUCGUCUUACAACUUUACUCUAUCAAGCAACCAUUAAAAGGAGACUAAAGCCUCUACCCCGUACUCCACCAACAGGAUCGGAUAUCCCGGUUCGUCUGGAUGAGGUGUUGGUUCUCCUCAAGCGGAUACCAGAGAAAUUCGGGAACCUCGCAAUGGCUUUCUACGAACUUGACCCAGUUGAGAUUGAUCGUCAGAUGGAUGAAUGUUUCUUGGAUGCAUUCGCAGUCUCGGAGCUCCUCCUUAAGCCCUGGGACAAAGAAAAGGAUGAGUUUACCGACUGGGCUCUCCGAUUCCAGGUAGAAAUGAAAAAGAGCUAG
This is a messenger RNA of Thermochaetoides thermophila DSM 1495, 1161 nucleotides long. RefSeq lists its product as uncharacterized. The coding region runs from base 1 to 1161 and encodes 386 amino acids. Gene Ontology annotation, cellular component: nucleus. NCBI's taxonomy places the organism in Eukaryota, Fungi, Ascomycota, Sordariomycetes, Sordariales, Chaetomiaceae. The transcript has a single exon. Gene Ontology annotation, biological process: regulation of cell cycle. The record is from RefSeq and is a predicted model, not a curated record.